Messenger RNA from Esox lucius (northern pike), 4856 nucleotides. It is a transcript of the gene rbbp8nl, whose product is annotated as retinoblastoma binding protein 8-like. The record is from RefSeq and is a predicted model, not a curated record. Gene Ontology annotation, cellular component: site of double-strand break. Gene Ontology annotation, molecular function: Y-form DNA binding; flap-structured DNA binding; double-strand/single-strand DNA junction binding. The transcript is spliced from 15 exons. Bases 649 to 2622 code for a protein of 657 amino acids. Gene Ontology annotation, biological process: double-strand break repair via homologous recombination; DNA double-strand break processing involved in repair via single-strand annealing. NCBI's taxonomy places the organism in Eukaryota, Metazoa, Chordata, Actinopteri, Esociformes, Esocidae.
AAAUCACUUAAAUUGCCACCAUUUGAUACAGCUUAAAUUGUUACAAAAGUUUAUAUGAUUAUGCACUGUAAAGUAGAUUAACCAGUCAAAAUCAAUGUUCAUUCUUUCAUAUAAAUAAUUGUGUUUGUUAUUAUGAGUUUCGACCUCUUUACUUCUGAAUAGUAAGAGUGAAAAGUUUCAGAUAACAUGCAUGUUUGAGUUUCUCUAUUGCCUCUUUCUAGGGUUCACAAAUCCGGUUUGGCCAGUUUUUUGGGAUUUCAGCAGAACCGGAAUAUCCAGGGAGAACUGGCUGUGUUUGUACUCUAAUGAAGGACUGCUCCAACCUGUUUACUGGGGUGGAGGUGGAGGGUGGAGCUGAGUGAGACACUCUCCUUGCCAUUCUCUGCUCCUUUCCCAUCUUUUCUCAUUCUCUCUCUGUUUCUCUGUUCAUCUCUGCUGCCAUCGACUAGCUCUCCAGGACUAAGGAGGAGACAGAUUUGAAUCCUUAUGCGGAACAGAAGACAGAAAGACACGCAGACGCACAGACAGAAAGACAGACAGUGACAGGUCCUGGUUUGGACUGGGAAGAGCUAAUAAUAUUUGUGUAGUGGAUGAUAGGAGAGAGGGUUGGAGCUGAGUCCAGGUCAGCUAAAACAGCUGAAUUGCACCAUGGCUCUGGAGGGUUUUAAUGAGCUCCUCCACAGGCUGAAGGAGGCCCAUGAGCGAGAACUUGAAGUAUGGCAAGAUAAAAUUCAGGAGCUGACCAAUAAAAAGGGUUGUCCAACAAGAGAGCCAGGAUGUCCACCCAGAAGAUGGGAACUUGUAGUGUUACUUACCAUGAGGAGUGAUACACAGCGAAUGGAGGAGCUGUUCAACAAGAACCAACAGCUAAGAGAGCAGCAGAGGUUACUCACAGAAAACAUCAAACAGCUGGAAAACAGGUUGCGGGCGGGGCUCUGUGACAGGUGUACGGUUACUCAGGAAGUGGCCAAACGCAGGCAGCAGGAGUAUGAGACCUCUCAGAUCCUGAGCAUUCAGCACAUCUCCACCCUUGGGAGUGAGAUGAAUACAAUGAAAAAGGAGAACCAGAGACUACAAGAGGAAAUUAGACAUCUUAGAGCAGCACUAGAAGGUCAAAGUGGACAUUCAUCCUCCAAGGAUGCAACCCAAGGGGUCAAAAAGUCUGCCAGCCUUUCGCCUUCUGCUAUGCCACACAUCACCCCAGCCAUUCGGUCCACUCUCAACCAGCCACCAGAGGGCACCACUGCAGGGCUGUCCAUAGUCAAGACUGAGGCAGACUUCUUUAGAGCUGAGGAGACACUACCUGAAGGAAGGCAUGUGAGGGAUUGGAAUGGACGACAAAUCUAUAAAUCCCAUAAGCCACUAUCCAUGUCCCCUCCCAUCCCACGAUCAUUGAGGCCAGAGCACAGUACAGCCAGAGGCAACAUUAGGCAGAAGAGAGCCCACAGUGAGGGAUCCCACCUUCCAUCCACUCACCCCUGUCUGCUUGACUUGAAGAAAAACCCUAUUCCUUCUUCUUUCAGCUCUUUAUCUACCUCCUCCUCUCUACCUGGAGACGACAAGCAGAGCCGUCACCUGGUCCAUGCUCCCGUCCCCUACCGGCCGCUUCCGGUCAAGAAUGCCCGUCUUUCCAUCCCCUGGCCCUUGCCCGAGCACUCCAACUGGGUCACCCUGGCCUCCUCCAUGAGCGAUGGCCCAGUGGUCCACCCCAACCAUAACAACCGUGCACACGUCUCCAACCUCCAGACCUUCCACCAGCAGAGCAGCAACGCCACGCUGAACCGGAAACAUAGUACCGGACAGAAUUGGCCAAAGCCCAGCCACUCUCCCCAGGCAAGUCUGACCAGGAGUCCGUCCAUUAAGCCUUUGGAGCGACCAGUAGCACAGGACCAGAGCAGCAUGAGCAAGCGGUCUCCACAGAGAGAUGCGGUGGCUCACCAAGACAGAGUGUUUGGGGAGGGUCUCAAAGAGAUUGACGCUCCUCUGGACCUUUCUGAUCCUGGGAAAUCCAAAAGUAAAUCACCACAGGACAGCAACCCCACAAUGCAGGACAUAGAUGGAGAGACAUCUAACAGAGACACCAGGACAGACACAUCACAAUACAUAUCCCAACCGGCCUGUCCUCGCACUGCCUCCUCUUCUUCCUCUCCACCUGCUUCUCGGUUAUCCUCCUCUUCCACACCUCCUUCAAAUCAACACAGGCAAAGCCCCAGCAAUUCUAAUCCGAAGGAGGAAGGAACAUCAAAAAUGGAGGAAGAUGAUGGGAAAGCAGAUCAAGGAAGCGAAAUGGAAUUUGGGGACAGAAAGGUCCCUGUUCUGACUAUCUCACUGCGUCCAGUGGUGCUCCUCGAGGCUCUGAAUACCAGAUUACAGAAGCAGCUUUCCUCCGAUGGCAAGUCAGCCCAGAGCAUUGCUUCAAGGAGCAGUUCAGAUGACCAGGAUGUGGAGAGUCAUCUGUCUGGGUCAGAAAGCAGCCAAAGCACCAAGAGGAAGCUAACUGAUAUAGACCCAGACACAGAAGAUUCUCAUCAGAAGGAGGGAAGAAUGAGUCUUCUUAAUACUUUGACUUUGGAGAAGAGCCAAAGUGACACAGAUGACAGAUCAAAUAUAAAUUCACACUGAGGUCUGUUUCUGCAACAGACUGUGAAGAUGUACAGUACGUCCUUAAUCUGAACCCAUUUGCCCAUCAGGAGACUUAUCAUGCAGCAACAGGACAUUCUUUAUUAUUUGAAUUCAAAUUCAUGUACAUUUUAUUUGGGGUUGAUACACUUUCCAUUAGGACAAAAAAUAAAUAAUCUUAGAAUGCUAAUUACAAAUUAAGAAUACUUUUUGAACAUUGAACACACUGGCAUUUCCUACUAACCUAAUAUGCGUGAACAUACAACAGGGUGAUCAAAUUAAAAUAUUGCAUCUGUACUGUCUGUACUACUGUAUGCAUGGGAGGUUGCCUACAUAUCACACUGCUGAAAGGUCUCACUGAGAAGUGUCAAAUAGAAUGUGUCAUUUUCACAGGAAAUCCCUGUCUAACCAAUACAGUGAGCAAGAAAGAGUGUAGGGGUACAGUGUAGACAAAGUAUCUAUCCUUUCCCAUCUGGGGAACUUUAGCAGGAGUGUAAAAGCUUUAUCUGGCUGCUAGUAAUCUUUGCAUGAGAGGAAGAUAUCGUAUUAUUUCUUCAAGACCACAAAAUGAUUAUAAUAUUCCAUGCUACACAGCAAGACCAAAAAGGACAGCAUUGUAUAACGUUACUGUAACACAUAUACCAUGCAUCAUACAGCAUAUUAGCCAUUAGUGCUAAAUAUGUUUGACAGCAGAGCCUAUUAGUGGCCUAUCCAUCAGCAGCCCUUGACAUUCUGCACGUUGUACUCUCGUUAUAGGAACUCAAGAUGGCUAUCACUUAUUUAAAUGUAAAAAUGUAUUCCACCGCCGCUACAUCUGCAUCGCAUAACCUGCAAUCACAAAACUGAUUAGGGUGAAUGAAGACAAUUCAGGUCAAAUAAACAAUCUGGAGAAAAUACAAACUCUGUGACCUACCUAUAGUCCUUCAUAUUACCUUCCUGUCCAGUUUUGUAGUGGAGGCCCUGGGUAAAACUGUACUUCCAUUGUCUCUAUGUUGGAACUGCACUGACAAACAAUGUGUCUUCGUUUACUAAUUUCCCCAACUGCAAAACAAAAGAUCAUGUCCUCCCAGUUGCUAACUCUUAAGUUUCCUUGAAGUUCUGUGAUCAUCCCAUUUUUAUUUUCAAGGAUUUCUAGCCAGAGCUAUCCAAAGUGCACACACGGGGAAACAUCUUCUGUCAUAAUUGCUUGCAUUGCUUCAGUCGUUAACUUUUAGCAUAACAUUGUAGACAUGCUGUAACAAAACUGUUAUUGGAAAUUAGUCUGUAGAUUAAUUUUUCUGUUAUAUUACUUUUAGUCAGCAGUGUAGAAUACCAACAGCUGACACACGGGUCUACUGUACUGUACAACAUUACGUUAAAGCAAUGUGGCAACAAACAGGCUGCUGGCAUUGUGCGAACUGAUAAUAAUGCAGAUACUAACUCAGUUUGUCAAAAGUAGCUAUUGCUAACUGGUGUGACAUAUUAAUCUUCGUAUGCAAUGCACUGUUUGAACAAUAAAUUUCAUUUAACUUGCUGGUUUACCGAAUGUUAGCAAGCUUAGCAAAUCAUGCUCACUUUCAUGAGAUUGUCAAACUCACUAAAUAAUUGGUGCACAAACUCCUUAACUAAAUUUGGCAACCAUAACUUGGUUAUCUAUCAUUUAUUUACAUAUUUAUUGUUUAAGAUGCAUGUCAUUUCAGCCUGUGUUAAGCAAUGGGCAUAAUGGUCCAAAAGAUGGCCGCACAGUCUGUUUGUAUGCUAGCCACCCAUGGAAGGUGUUAUCAGAUUGGCUUGCAAGAUAACCCACAUCUCUCCUCUAACUCAUACCCUCACAAUGGCUGGAUGCACCUGUUCCUCAACUCGCCAUUGUCACAAAGGGAAAUGCUCCUUAUCAGACCCCUUAUCAGACCCCAACUCUGCAGGCUGAGACAAAUGUUAUAGCUCCGUCACAACAUAACAACAACUGGUUGUUCUGGGUGGUGUAGUGACAUGGCAACAGUCAGAGAAUUGGUUUGGGUAAAACAUUUUUACCUAAUGCACAUUCUUGAAUAAACUGCUUGCCAAUGGGAAAUGCAUGAUGAACAUUUCUGCUGUGUGAAAUAAGUUAAUACAAUGUGGAAAAAUUAUUGGUAACACUUUAUUUUGAGAGUCCCAAGAGUGCACCUGUUGAUGUUCAAAAGAUUGUCUGCUGACUAUCUGUAAAAUGUUAACUAUCUACUAAUCCUAAACCUUACCUAUAUCCUAACCCUAAACUUUAU